AUGGCUCCUGUCGCCGACGUCAAGUCCAACGCCAAACAGACUCGCUUCGUUGAUCAACUCAACGCCGAGCUCGCUCCCGUCCACGAGGAGGCCAUCUCCUCCGACAACCUCGAGGCCAGCGGCUACGAUGAGGUAGAGCGCUCCACCUCGCUCUGGGCCGGCUCCAUGCCCGCUGCCCAGGGCCUUUACGACCCGGACAACGAGAAGGACGCCUGCGGUGUCGGCUUCAUGUGCCAGAUCAAGGGAAAGCCCGCCCACAAGAUCGUCUCCGACGCACGCUUCCUCCUCUGCAACAUGACCCACCGUGGUGCCGUCGGUGCCGACGCUCGCGACGGUGACGGCGCCGGUGUCAUGACCGGCAUCCCCGACACCUUCUUCCGCCGCGAGUCCGAGCGCGACCUCGGCGUCAAGCUCCCCCCUCAGGGACAGUAUGCCGUCGGCAACCUCUUCUUCAACCCCAAGGACGACAAGGCGCGCGCAGAGCACGUCCAGACCUUCACCGACAUCGCCGACAAGCUCGGCUUGCGCGUCCUCGGCUGGCGUGACGUCCCCGUCGACAACUCCAUCCUCGGCCCUGCCUCCAAGUCCAAGGAGCCCAAGAUCAUGCAGCCCUUCGUCGUCCUCAAGGACCACUACGGCUCCGGCUCCGCCCCCGCCGACGCCGCCAAGACCUUCGACGAGCAGUACUUUGGCCGUCAGCUCUACGUCCUCCGCAAGCACGCCACCCACACCAUCGGUCUCCAGAACUGGUUCUACAUCUGCUCGCUCAGCCCUACCAACAUCAUCUACAAGGGUCAGCUCAGCCCCGUCCAGGUGUACAACUACUACUACGACCUCAACAACGUCCACUACGCCUCCCACUUUGCCCUCGUCCACUCGCGAUUCUCCACCAACACCUUCCCCUCCUGGGACCGUGCCCAGCCCAUGCGAUGGGCCGCCCACAACGGUGAGAUCAACACCAUCCGCGGCAACAAGAACUGGAUGCGUGCUCGCGAGGGCCUCCUCAAGUCCGAGACCUUUGGCGACGAGCUCGACCUCCUCUACCCCAUCAUCGAGGGCGGCGGAUCCGACUCGGCUGCCUUCGACAACGUGCUCGAGCUCCUCGUCAUCAACAAGGUCCUCACCUUGCCCCAGGCCGUCAUGAUGAUGAUCCCCGAGGCUUGGCAGGGCGCCAGCAGCCACAUGGAGCCCGAGAAGGUCGCCUUCUACCGAUGGGCCGCCUGUCUCAUGGAGCCUUGGGACGGUCCCGCGCUCUUCACCUUCGCCGACGGUCGCUACUGCGGUGCCAACCUCGACCGCAACGGUCUCCGUCCUUGCCGUUACUACAUCACCGACGACGACAUCAUGAUCUGCGCCUCCGAGGUCGGCACCGUCACCAUCGACCCCAAGACCGUCAUCGCCAAGGGCCGUCUCCAGCCCGGUAAGAUGCUCCUUGUCGACACUGUCGAGGGUCGCGUGGUCGAGGACCGCGAGCUCAAGAUGAGCACUGCUCAGCGUGCCGACUUCGCCGCCUGGCUCGAGAACCAGAUGCUCCGCCUGCCCGAGAUCGUCGACACCGUUCGUCGCAACACCGGCAACGCCAUCGCUCCCGUUCUCGACCAGGAGCGUCUCAGCACCGACCCCAAGCUCCUCGCCUUCGGUUACACCGCCGAGCAGAUCAACCUGCUCAUGCUUCCCAUGGUUGCCGACGGUAAGGAGGCGCUCGGUUCGAUGGGUAACGAUGCUCCGCUCGCCUGCAUCUCCACCGCUCCCCGUGUCAUCUACGACUACUUCCGUCAGCUCUUCGCCCAGGUCACCAACCCUCCCAUCGACCCCAUCCGCGAGUCGGUCGUCAUGUCGCUCGAGCAGUACGUCGGUCCCGAGGGCAACCUGCUCGAGAUGAAGCCCGAGCAGUGCCACCGUCUGCUCCUCCCUUCGCCCAUCCUCAGCGUCGACGAGCUCAACGCCAUCAAGCAGAUCGACUCGGUCCACUCCGACUGGACUGCCAAGACCAUCGACAUCACCUACGACAAGGGUGAGGGCAUCAUCGGCUACGAGGCCACCCUCGACCGCAUCUGCUCCGAGACCUCGCAGGCCAUCCGCGACGGCUACCGCGUCGUCAUCCUCUCCGACCGCGCCGUCGGCACCGACCGCGUCGCCAUCUCCUCGCUCGUCGCCUGCGGUGGUGUUCACCACCACCUCAUCCGCAACAAGGAGCGUAGCCGCAUCGCCCUCAUGAUCGAGUCCGCCGAGGCUCGCGAGGUGCACCACAUGUGCGUGCUGCUCGGCUACGGUGCUGACGCCAUCUGCCCCUGGCUCGCCAUGGAGGCCAUCCUCAAGGUCUCCCGCGAGGGUCUCGUCAAGGCCGACCUCUCGGCCUCGCAGCUCAUCGACAACUGGAAGCACGCCGUCGACAACGGUAUCCUCAAGGUCAUGUCCAAGAUGGGUAUCUCCACCCUCGCCUCGUACAAGGGCGCCCAGAUCUUCGAGGCUCUCGGUCUCGCCAACAGCGUCGGCGCCCAGAUCUUCGAGGCUCUCGGUCUCGCCAACAGCGUCGUCGACCGCUGCUUCGCCGGUACCGCCUCGCGUGUCUCGGGUUCCGACUUCACCCUGCUCGCCAUGGAUGCGCUCGAGUUCCACGACCGCGGCUACCCGUCGCGUGACACCGUCUCCAUCCCUGGUCUGCCCGAGUCGGGUGAGUACCACUACCGUGACGGUGGUGAGGCCCACAUCAACGACCCCAUGGCCAUCGCCCACCUCCAGGAUGCCGCGCGCGAGAGAAACCAGUCGGCCUACGACUCCUACUCCAAGGCCUCGCACAACGCCGUCAAGGCCACCUCGCUCCGCGGUAUGCUCGAGUUCGACUACACCAAGUCGCGCGCCAUCCCCAUCGACCAGGUCGAGCCCUGGACCGAGAUCGUCCAGCGCUUCUGCACCGGUGCCAUGUCGUACGGCUCCAUCUCCAUGGAGGCUCACUCGGCUCUUGCCAUCGCCAUGAACCGUCUCGGCGGCAAGUCGAACACCGGUGAGGGUGGUGAGGACGCCGAGCGUUCCAUCCCUCUCCCCAACGGCGACUCGCUCCGCUCCAAGAUCAAGCAGAUCGCCUCGGGCCGUUUCGGUGUCACGAGCAACUACCUCGCCGACUCGGACGAGCUGCAGAUCAAGAUGGCUCAGGGUGCCAAGCCCGGUGAGGGUGGUGAGCUGCCCGGCCACAAGGUCUCGCCCUCGAUCGCCCGCACCCGUCACUCGACUGCCGGUGUCGGUCUGAUCUCGCCCCCUCCCCACCACGACAUUUACUCGAUCGAGGACCUCAAGCAGCUCAUCUACGAUCUCAAGUGUGCCAACCCGCGCGCCCGCGUCAGCGUCAAGCUCGUCUCCGAGGUUGGCGUCGGCAUCGUCGCCUCCGGUGUCGCCAAGGCCAAGGCCGACCACAUCCUCAUCUCCGGUCACGACGGUGGUACCGGUGCCUCGCGAUGGACCGGCAUCAAGUACGCCGGUCUGCCUUGGGAGCUCGGUCUCGCAGAGACCCAUCAGACGCUCGUCCUCAACGACCUCCGUGGCCGCGUCACCGUCCAGACCGACGGCCAGAUCCGCACCGGUCGCGACGUCGCCAUCGCCUGCCUCCUCGGCGCCGAAGAAUGGGGCUUCGCCACGACUCCUUUGAUCGCUCUCGGGUGCAUCAUGAUGAGAAAGUGCCAUUUGAACACCUGUCCUGUGGGCAUUGCUACGCAGGAUCCCGAGCUCCGCGAGAAGUUCGCCGGACAGCCCGAGGCUGUUAUCAACUUCUUCUACUAUCUCGCCGAGGAGCUUCGAUCGAUCAUGGCGAAGCUCGGACUCCGUACCAUCAACGAGAUGGUUGGUCGAUCCGACCUGCUCCGCGUCGACGACACCCUCCGUACCCCCAAGACCGCGAACCUCGACCUCUCGGCGCUCCUGAAGCCCGCUCACGAGAUGCGUCCUGGUGCGGCUACUUACAAGGUUCGUCAACAGGACCACAAGUUGUACGUCCGACUCGACAACAAGUUCAUCGAUGAGGCCGAGCCUGCCCUCACGCAAGGUCUUCCGGUGCAGAUUGACUGUGAGGUCGUCAACACCGACCGAGCCCUCGGUGCGACACUGUCGUACCGGGUGUCCAAGCUGUACGGCGAGGAGGGCCUUCCGCGUGACACCAUCCACAUCAACGCGAAGGGCUCCGCUGGUCAGUCGUUCGGUGCCUUCUUGGCUCCCGGUAUUACUCUCGAACUCGAGGGAGACAGCAACGACUACGUGGGCAAAGGCUUGUCUGGAGGCCGUUUGAUCGUGUAUCCGCCCAAGGUAUCGUCGUUUAAGGCCGAGGAGAACAUCAUCGUCGGCAACACGUGCCUUUACGGUGCGACCACCGGCCACGCUUACUUCCGCGGAAUUGCCGCGGAGCGCUUCGCCGUGCGUAACUCGGGAGCGCACGCCGUCGUCGAGGGUGUCGGCGACCACGGUGCCGAGUACAUGACUGGCGGCCGAGUUGUUAUCCUCGGACCGACUGGCCGCAACUUCGCCGCCGGUAUGUCGGGCGGAAUUGCGUACGUUCUCGACAUGAACCGCGAUUUCUCGAGCAAGUGCAAUACCGAGAUGGUCGAGCUGGGCCCUGUCAAGGACCCUCAGGAGAUUGCGGAGCUGCGCAACCUUAUCGAGAACCACCGCCACUACACCGGCUCUACGGUUGCCGACCACGUGCUGCACGACUUCCACCACCUCCUUCCUCGCUUCGUGCGCGUUAUGCCCUACGACUACAAGCGCGUUCUCGAGGAGGAGGCUGCCAAGGCCGCUGUCGAGAAGAAGCGUUCGAGCCACGUUGACCUGCUCGGCACCCUCUCGCGCCACGGCAGCCAGGUCGAUGUCUCGGUGUCCGAGGACCAGCCCAAGGACAACGCCGCCGACAACGUCCGCGAGGUGCCCGCUGCCAAGCCUGCUGAGCCUGCCGUUGUCGAUGUCGAGGACUCCAUGGUCGACGACGAGACUGCCAAGGCUAGGCUCAACAAGCUCGACAAGACGCGCGGCUUCAUGAAGUACAAGCGUCUGGGCGAGCACUACCGCACGCCUGCCAAGCGUGUCAAGGACUACAAGGAGCUCUCGACUCGUCUCAGCGAGGCCGAGCUCAAGUACCAGACGGCGCGAUGCAUGGACUGCGGUGUGCCCUUCUGCCAGGGUGACACUGGUUGUCCGAUCUCCAACAUCAUUCCCAAGUGGAACGACCUCGUCUUCAAGGGCCAGUGGGAGGAUGCGCUCAACCGUCUCCUCAUGACCAACAACUUCCCCGAGUUCACCGGUCGUGUCUGCCCGGCUCCUUGCGAGGGUGCUUGUGUGCUCGGCAUCACCGAGCAGCCCGUCGGCAUCAAGUCGGUCGAGUGCGCCAUCAUCGACAAGGGCUUCGAGGAGGGCUGGAUGGUGCCUCGCCCGCCCAAGAUCCGCACCGGCAAGACCGUCGCUGUCAUCGGCUCCGGUCCCGCUGGUAUGGCCUGUGCGGACCAGCUCAACAAGGCUGGCCACUCGGUCACCGUGUACGAGCGCGCCGACCGCAUCGGUGGUCUGCUCAUGUACGGUAUCCCCAACAUGAAGCUCGACAAGGGCAUCGUGCAGCGUCGUGUCGACCUCAUGGCCGCAGAGGGCAUCAACUUCGUCACCAGCACCUACGUUGGUCGCGACGUUGACCCCAAGCAGGUGCACGCGCAGAACGACGCCGUCGUCUACGCUGUCGGCGCCACCUGGCCGCGUGACCUCAAGGUGCCUGGCCGCGAGGCUGACGGCGUUCACUUCGCCAUGGACUUCCUCGCCCCCAACACCAAGUCGCUCCUCGACUCUGGUCUGCAGGACGGCCACUACCUCAGCGCCAAGGGCAAGGACGUCAUCGUCAUUGGUGGUGGUGACACUGGUUGCGACGCUCAGGCUACCGCGCUUCGUCACGGUGCCAAGAGCAUCGUCAACUUUGAGCUGCUGCCGCAGCCGCCCAACGAGCGUGCCAAGGGCAACCCCUGGCCGCAGUUCCCUCGUGUGUUCAAGGUGGACUACGGUCACGCCGAGGUGGCCGCCCAGUGGGGCAGCGACCCGCGCGAGUACUGCAUCUCGACCACCUCGUUCGAGAAGGACGCCGAGGGCAAGCUCGUGGCGCUCAACACGAUCAAGGUCAACUGGGAGCUUGACGCGUCCGGCAAGUGGCAGAUGAACAAGAUCCCUGGCUCCGAGAAGCGCUGGCCAUGCGAUCUCUGCCUGCUCUCGCUCGGAUUCCUGGGUCCCGAGAACGACGCCAUCUCGGCGCUCGGUCUCGAGCAGGACGGCCGAUCGAACAUCAAGGCCGACGACCAGAAGGGCAAGUCGCCCUACAAGACCAACGUCGAGCGUGUCUACACCGCCGGUGACUGCCGACGUGGUCAGUCGCUGAUUGUGUGGGGAAUCCAGGAGGGUCGUGCUUGUGCGGCUCAGGUCGACAGCGACCUCAUGGGCAACACCCGUCUCCCGUGGGCCGGCUCCAUCAAGAAGCGCGAGUUCCUCCCCAUCGCCGACAAGGCAAAGGCCAAGCUUGUCCGCUCGCACAGCUCGCCUGCUGAGCUCAGCUUGUUCGCACAGCGCGUUAGGGCUCCUCGUUCGCAUACGCGAAGCUGGCACACACACACUGAGCUCGACGCUCAACCCUGUCGUCCGUUCGAAUCUGGGGUUCGCUCAGCCUUGUCGUUUGCCGAGCUGCUUUGUUCGCAUGAUACCUUUGCUGAGCUCGCUCCGUGGUUCGCAGAUCUGUCGUUCGCUCGGCUCGUUAUCCUCCCAAUUGCACAGCUCCUCUUCCGCUCAGCUCCUCGUCCGCUCGACUCUGCUUUAACGCUCAAAUUUGUCGUCUGCUUCGCUCUGUCGUCCGCACAACUCUGUCGUGCGCUUCACUCCGUCGUCCACUUCACUCUGUCUGUCGUCCGCUCGGCUUCGUCUUCCGCUCAGCUCCUGACUCGCUCAACUCUCUGUUCGCUCAAUGUUUCGCAGAGAUCCUCGUUUGCAGAUCCAUCGCUCGCAGCUCAGAUCGAUUGCGCAGUGCAGCUCAUCUGCUCGGUUCGCGAAGUCGUUCCUCAAUACCGCCGUUCGCAGAUCUCGUCCACACAACCUCUGUGCUCAAAUGACUCGCUCAACUCGUUCGCUCUAAGAGCUUGGAGCAAACAAGGCGACGCGCACGCACCGCGACCCUCUGAAAUGAUUCGAUGUAUGGUGACAUUCUAUUCCUUCACCAUGAGUAUCGAGCAUCUGGUGAGAUUUUGA
Molecule: messenger RNA, 7248 nt
Organism: Moesziomyces aphidis
Lineage: Eukaryota; Fungi; Basidiomycota; Ustilaginomycetes; Ustilaginales; Ustilaginaceae
Source: the annotation of a GenBank genome assembly